UUUCCAAAGCUCUUCAUCCCGAUGAUUUGUGCCUCCAGAAGGCGAAGUGACUUCCACGAGAAGAUAGUUCCUCUCUGAGCUCCACAGAUCACCUGUGCCGCGCGGCUCAGGAGAGCAAUUUAUAUGAAGGAAAAUUCAGUUUCCAUCUCAAUCCGAGGUGCAAGCUGCAGGUAGGAUUUAUGACAAGAGGACAUAAAUACUAAAGGAACAUCCCCCUGCCCGUUAUUUGACGUCUGGACCUUAUGAGAUGCGCCGCGCAUGGAUCUACACUGAAGUUAUUGGAUUUUUCACUGGAUGCAGGUGGGAGAUUAAUCUGACAGAUGCGCCACAUCCUCAUCAGACUAUGAUUAUUUUGGGGAAUUUCUGACAUGGCAAGGAUACUAUCCAUCCACGCGAAGAUCAUGCUUUUCAAACUACUGGUAUUUAUUAUUUUACAAGGUGUGUUGACGUGCGAUGCCUUGGUGAAACCGGAGGGCAUCAGCUUCGGAGGUGUCCCGCACUCCCGCACGGGGUCCGUCGGCUCCGGGACACCCGAGGCUGCGGUGCCCAAGUCCAGAGCCAAGCGCUGCACCUGCUACUCCUACAGGGAUAAAGAGUGCGUGUACUACUGCCACCUGGAUAUCAUCUGGAUCAACACCCCCGAACGCACUGUGCCCUAUGGAAUGUCGAGCUACCAAGGCGCUCAGAGAAUCAAACGGGCAGUUGUUGGACGACCAACAGAACGUCAGGGGGCAAAGACUCAGCGUUGCUUCUGUGUGCUGGACUCAGACCCCAAGUGCCAGGAUUUCUGUCUGUGAAGCCCACUGCAGACAGUGCCAGCCAGGAGUCAGGACCGACUUGCCGGCCCUUGAUGACAGUUGGAAGCCUUUCUGACCUAUUCUCUUCAUCUCCAGGGCAACGGACACUUAAAUCCUAUUCGGCCCCUUCA
Platichthys flesus (European flounder) is the source of this 928-nucleotide messenger RNA. RefSeq names its product endothelin 3b (gene edn3b). Lineage: Eukaryota; Metazoa; Chordata; Actinopteri; Pleuronectiformes; Pleuronectidae. Gene Ontology annotation, cellular component: extracellular region. Gene Ontology annotation, molecular function: endothelin B receptor binding; hormone activity. The record is from RefSeq and is a predicted model, not a curated record. The transcript is spliced from 4 exons. Gene Ontology annotation, biological process: regulation of vasoconstriction; regulation of systemic arterial blood pressure by endothelin; vein smooth muscle contraction. Bases 369 to 797 code for a protein of 142 amino acids.